CCUCAAGAACAACGUCUAACUCCGCCGGAAGAGUCUCCACUGGUUACCUGCAGCCCGACUCUUUCCGAACCUCUUCCCGAAGACGAGGUGUGGCUCGCAAUGUUCCAGCCGUUGCAAGAAUACAAUGCUGCGACGCCUUGGCCUACGAAUUUUCAUGAGCAAUCUCUUUCACAUCCAGCAUGGCAUGCAGAUUGUCCAGAGGGCUAUGCGCCUACAACUCUGGCCGGAUAUCCUGUCAGCAGACAGUUUCCUUUGUACGUCCCAGCAGCUCAUGAUCCAGACAUAGCGUUGGAUGAGAACGGACACUACUGUCUUGAUUUGAUUGCGUGGGACCAAUGUUGCAUGGGAAAAUGUGAUGAAACACUCAUACACGAAGCCAUGGAGACGCUGACAGUAUCUACCCGACCAGACCUGAGUAUACCGGUCCCUGGAGUGAGUAAAAAUUUCGAGAUGCAUCCGUCAGGCCCGUCCGUAAACCCCGCGACGCGCAUGCCACCACCGCCAUCUACCACUCAGGAUGGACAGGACCGAUCGCAUACUCGAGAACAAGUUCAGCAAUCGUCUCAGACUGAAGACUCCGUUUCAAGUACUCAAUCACUCUCCGACAAGCAAUCACAAUCGACUGUACCGGUCGUUCCACAAGAGCAUGAACAGAAUGACGCGUCGCAAUCGAGUAGCCAAGUUCGCACUCCAGAGGAUGCGUCGCAAUCUCAGACCAGUUCGAUAAACAGCCCAACAAGACACAAGAGAACUGCCAGCGGCCUUCUCAAGGCUGUUGACACACCCAACGAUCAAAGACCACGCGCCGAGAGUGUGAGUUCGGCUGGUAGCAAGGCAGGCGAGGUUGCUGCUCAACUCAAAACUCGACUGGCAUAUGCAAUGGUCAAGGUCCAACAUGGCUGGGAACAUCGCAAUAUCAACGAAGUCGAGCAAUUGGCUGCCGCCCUGAACCCACGUAUGGCUGCCUCACCACCAGCAUCCAGUGCACCGAUCGAUAUCCGCUCACCUCCCUCGAAACGACGUUCUGGAGCGGGCAUGGUCACUUGGUCGUUGCCGGACACGAGUCCAGGCUCGAAUGGCUUGUCCCAGAACUCCCGCAUCUUCAGACGGUCAAUGAAACCACUGAGUCGUCCUCACCCAGACUCCCCGACUGGACUGGAGAGAUCGCCCAAGCGGCCCAUAAUCUUAAGUCGUAACAACAGCAGUACUUCAGAAGUCAGUCUUGCCAAUAGCGAAGUCCGGGAAGCAAGAGAAAGGGUCCUGGAGGAAGUCGAAGAGGCGGCA
Messenger RNA from Aureobasidium uvarum, 1284 nucleotides. NCBI's taxonomy places the organism in Eukaryota, Fungi, Ascomycota, Dothideomycetes, Dothideales, Saccotheciaceae. The record is from the annotation of a GenBank genome assembly.